Messenger RNA from Hemisphaericaspora subhashii, 741 nucleotides. It is a transcript of the gene SCL1, whose product is annotated as proteasome core particle subunit alpha 1. The record is from RefSeq and is a predicted model, not a curated record. Gene Ontology annotation, cellular component: cytosol; proteasome core complex, alpha-subunit complex; nucleus. Gene Ontology annotation, biological process: ubiquitin-dependent protein catabolic process. Lineage: Eukaryota; Fungi; Ascomycota; Pichiomycetes; Serinales; Debaryomycetaceae. The coding region runs from base 1 to 741 and encodes 246 amino acids. The transcript has a single exon.
AUGUCCAGUUCAGCAGGAUUCGAUAGACACAUCACAAUCUUCUCACCAGAAGGGAGAUUAUAUCAAGUAGAAUAUGCCUUCAAAGCAAUUAAUUCUGCAAAUAUUACAUCAAUGGGUAUCAGUGGUAAAGAUUCCGCCGUAUUAAUUUCUCAAAAAAAGAUUCCUGAUAAAUUACUUGACCCAAAAACCGUAUCAUAUAUAUUUCAAAUCACUCCAAGUAUUGGAUGUGUAGCCACUGGUUCAAUUGCCGAUGCUAGAUCCCAAGCACUUAGAGCAAGAGCAGAAGCUACUGAGUUUAGAUAUAAGUAUGGUUAUGAAAUGCCGGUGGAGAGUUUGGCUAAAAGAAUGGCCAAUUUAUCUCAAUUGUAUACUCAAAGAGCAUAUAUGAGACCUUUGGGGGUUGCAUUAACAUUUUGUCAAGUUGAUGUGGAUGAAGGGAAAGGUCCUCAGAUUUUUAAAUGUGAUCCAGCGGGUUAUUAUACUGGUGUGAAGGCUGUAUCUACUGGACCUAAACAACAAGAAGCAACUACUUAUUUGGAAAAGAAAUUUAAGAAGAUUGAUCAUAUUAAAGGAGAUUGGAAAGAAACAGUUGAAUUUGCUAUAAUUGCAUUAAGUUCAGUUAUUGGAACUGAUUUUAGAAAGAAUGAUAUUGAAAUUGGUGUGGCUACUAAUGAAGGAUUUAGAAUUUUAACUGCUGAUGAAAUUGAUGAAAGAUUAGUAUCGAUUGCUGAACAAGAUUAG